UGCCUGCCUGCUUGCUGCUAGGCCUCCUGGUGAAUGUCCUGCCCUGGGAGAGAGCAAGAGUGACCUAGCUCCUGAGAGCUGGUAAAGGGCGGAUGCCCAAGGCAGGGGGGCUGCAGGGAGCACCCGUGGCACCAGUGGCUGGCCUUCCAGCCACACUUAGCAGCAUCACCACAGCAACCAGCAACCAGACGGCAGCAGCCUCGGCAGACUCUACGGUAUAGCUUCCCACCGUCGGAGAACAGGGAAUGACUACGACAUAUCAGGCCCCACAGUGGCCUGGGCAGGUGGAGUGUCACUAGAGGGAGGGCUCAGCUACUUCCUCGCAACAGACGAUCACCAUGCCAGCUGGAGAAGAGGUGCUGGGGCAGGGGCUGCAGCGUGGCACAGCCUUGCCCCCCCACCUACACUGAGUGCUUUGAGGGCGGCGGGGUUCCACCUGCCAGGCAUAUCUGGCCUGCUUCUCAGUGUCCCCUGCUCGGUGGCAACAGGGAGAAGUGCCCCGUCCCCUGCUCUGCAUCUGGGCCCGCCGCUGCCGGACCAUGGGAUGUCGGCAAAGCUCAGAGGAGAAAGAAGCGGCGCGGCGGUCCCGGAGAAUUGACCGCCACCUGCGCUCAGAGAGCCAGCGGCAGCGCCGUGAGAUCAAGCUGCUCCUGCUGGGCACCAGCAACUCAGGCAAAAGCACCAUUGUGAAGCAGAUGAAGAUCAUCCACAGUGGUGGCUUCAACCUGGAAGCCUGCAAGGAGUACAAGCCCCUCAUCAUCUACAACGCCAUCGACUCACUGACCCGCAUCAUCCGUGCUCUGGCCGCACUCAAGAUUGACUUCCAUAACCCAGACCGUGCCUAUGACGCAGUCCAGCUCUUCGCGCUGACAGGCCCUGCCGAGAGCAAGGGUGAAAUCACACCAGAGCUGCUGGGGGUCAUGCGGCGGCUGUGGGCCGACCCCGGGGCGCAGGCCUGCUUUGGCCGCUCCAGUGAGUACCACCUGGAGGACAACGCCGCCUACUACCUGAAUGACCUGGAGCGCAUUGCCGCACCCGACUAUAUCCCCACUGUUGAGGACAUUCUGCGCUCCCGGGACAUGACCACGGGCAUAGUGGAGAACAAGUUCACCUUCAAGGAGCUCACUUUCAAGAUGGUGGACGUGGGCGGGCAGAGAUCGGAGCGCAAAAAAUGGAUCCACUGUUUCGAGGGCGUCACAGCCAUCAUCUUCUGUGUGGAGCUUAGUGGCUACGACCUGAAGCUCUAUGAGGACAACCAGACGAGUCGAAUGGCAGAGAGCCUGCGCCUUUUUGACUCCAUCUGUAACAACAACUGGUUCAUCAACACUUCACUCAUCCUCUUCCUGAACAAGAAGGACCUGCUGGCGGAGAAGAUCCGGCGCAUCCCGCUCACCAUCUGCUUCCCUGAGUACAAGGGCCAGAACACCUACGAGGAGGCCGCUGUCUACAUCCAGCGGCAGUUCGAGGACCUGAACCGCAACAAGGAGACCAAGGAGAUCUACUCCCACUUCACCUGCGCCACUGACACCAGUAACAUCCAGUUUGUUUUCGACGCGGUGACAGACGUCAUCAUACAGAACAAUCUCAAGUAUAUAGGCCUUUGUUGAGGAGCUGGGCGGGCCAAUUUGCCUGUGGUGAAACCCCUGGGGUGUCACACCCCCACUCGUGCUAGGGAGACCCAGCCUAGGGGCAGAAAACUGGGGACCUGAAAAAUGUCCCCCCCACCUCCUUGGCCCCCACAUUUCUGCAAGCAUAAAUAUAUAUGGAUAGAUUGCUAGGUAGGUAGACAUCCACAAACAUGCACACACACACACACACAUAUGCACACACACAGUCUGGAGACGGCAAAGUUCCCCAAAGUGUUGAGGCCUCAUGAAGACUUAAGCAGUUGUCACCAUGUUCACUAUGAGCCCAUCCUGCCCCUUCACUUUGCCUUCCCGAGCCGGCCCCGCUCUGCAUGGGGGUCCUCGUGGGACUAUGAGGAUAGGCGGCUGGGUCAUCUGGAAGAAGCCAGCUCUGCCCAAGCUUGGGACUGGGGACCUUACUGCUGACCAGGAGGGAGGUCCGGAGCAGGGUCCAUGCGCCUUCCCUGCUGGCCACGCCUACCGCUGGCCUACUCUGUAUCACGUUCGUUCAUUCUGGAACCAGGGUGCAAGGCCAGAUGACAGCACUAACCAGACCUCUAGCCACUCACAGCUCUUUUUAAACAGCUUCAAAAUAUGCAGCAAAAAUCCACACAAUAACAUGAGUGGCACGAUUUGUUUCAAACUAGGCCAGCUGGGUUCCAGCUUUUCUUCUACUAGUCUGAUGUUUUAUAAAUCAAAACCUGGUUUUUCUUCUCUGACAUCCUUUUUUUUGGCCAAAUCUCGUGGUGUUUAGCAGAAAUAUGGAAAAUUUCAAAUGCAGUUGAGUAUUCUUUUUUAAAAUGCAGA
Molecule: messenger RNA, 2432 nt
Organism: Hyaena hyaena (striped hyena)
Lineage: Eukaryota; Metazoa; Chordata; Mammalia; Carnivora; Hyaenidae
Gene: GNAZ
Product: G protein subunit alpha z
Exons: 3
Coding region: 540-1607 (355 amino acids)
Biological process (GO): adenylate cyclase-modulating G protein-coupled receptor signaling pathway
Cellular component (GO): heterotrimeric G-protein complex
Molecular function (GO): G protein-coupled receptor binding; GTP binding; G-protein beta/gamma-subunit complex binding
Source: RefSeq, a predicted model, not a curated record